GUUUGUUAAAGGUGCUGAGAAUUGUUAGGAGGCCUCUAUUCUCAUCACAGAGCUACAAUUCUCAGUGAUUUAACAAUCAGUUCCUCUUCCUGCGGAUCUCUAAAAAUGCUAAGCAUAUUUACUACUGUUAGAAAAUAAAGCCAUGACCAGUAGCUCCGAGCAAGCUUCUGUCAGUCAGGAAGCUUUAAUUUCAUCUUGAUUUUGUUUCAUUUCAUUCCAACUGAAAACGCUUCAUUCUUGGAUGAGUUGGCGGAUGGGCAAUGCUAAUUUCCACCAAGUGGGUCAGACAAAACCUCAACAGGCCACCUCCUGGUUCAUGCCGGGGUCAGGGCAUCCCUCCUGCUGAGGCUCCUGCCAUUAACAUUAUCUUAGCCUUCUAAGUAGAGGGGCUACCAAAUCCCCCAUCUGGACCCGCUUUUUCUGCUGGGCGAAACAGGAACCAUCUCCAGCUAAUCCCCUGUAAUCCCCUGCCACGUGAUACCCUUGCAAAGUGCGUUUGCAAAAACAUACUGUCAGAAUCAUCUGCUGAUGGUUGUCCUGGGAAGUGAUGGGAAUGGAAUGGUGAGAGCGGGAACCCAGGCGGGGCCACCAUGGACUCCCUGCAGCCACACCAGAAAAAGGCAAUUCAAAGUUCUGUUCCCCAUCCCGUGGUUGGAUUGAGAGGAGAAGGAUGAAGGAAGAGACCAGCAUUCCAUGGAGAGGGGAGGGUUUGGAGGAUCAAUGUACCUACAUUGUGAACGACCAGCUGUACGAACCACACACCAACCUUCCGCGAGUGCAAGCCUCUUUGCCCCGGAACCUGGCCUUCCAACGCAACAGCAACAAUGAGAUAAUAGCUGUGAUCAGCAGAGAGUAUAUCCCGCAAGGAACACGCUUUGGGCCGCUGGUUGGCAAGAGCUACACCAGAGAGAAUAUCCCCAAAAACAUGGAUCAGAAGCACUACUGGAGGGUUCUCUCUGCAAAAGGAGAGCUCCACCACAUCCUUGACAUGAAUGACCCCGACUGCAGUAACUGGAUGUGCUACGUGAAUCCAGCUCCCACCCAUCUGGCCCAGAACUUAAUGGCUUGUCAGUGCGACCUGGAGAUCUAUUUCUAUACCAUAACACCCAUCUUGGCUGGAGCUGAACUUUUGGUUUGGUACAUGCAUGGGGUACCUAGACAAUUCCAAAGCUUGCUCUCAGGGGAGCUGGCAACUAAACCAGAGUAUCUAAUCUCAAGGGAUUUCCUGGUACAGCCCUUCCCUGGGAAAGUCAGUAGACCACCACAGAAUGCCUCCAAAGAUGACCAAAAAUGCACAGCUAUUUACACAAAGAUAGACAAGGAUGAGGAAGAGAUAAUUGAUGUUGAAGAGCUAGAACAAGACAUGCCGCCAAGGAAGACAGCAGAAAACCAAAAAGUGUAUUCAAAGGCACAGAUCCCUGGGAGCAUGCAAAAACAGGCCACAAAGCUUAACUUUUCCCACAAUGCAUCCAAGGAAGAAGUUGCUUCUGAGAAGCCUGGUCUUCCAAGCCAAAGAGACAUGGGCCCAGAGAGACAGUAUGGCCCCAGUUGCUACCCAUACAACGCAAUUACCUCGCUCUGGAAGGAAAUUCCACUCCAUCUCAGCAACCCGUCUUCCUCCUACUCAGGGUGCCUGCCAAGAAGCAACCUGCCCCAGGCUUAUCACUAUGCCUACAACACCUCAGCUGCCCACCACCCCACACCUCUACUGGGCCCUCAGACCUUCUCAUUUCCAUUUGAAUUGCCUCUAACUAGUCCUAGAGAAAUCAUAUCCCUAAAUUUGUCUUCCCUGGGGAAAAGGCAACCUCCCACUCCGGGGAUGUCUCAAGCUGUCUUCCCUCCCAUCUUGCCACAUGGAAAACAAGUGGACCAGAAACCACCAAAUCGUUUCUCUUCCCUCCACACCAGAAUCUUCUCAUUUCUGGACUCUGACCAAGGGCACUCUGCCAUUUCACAUGGCUCCAUAGUUCAGCAGCUGAAAGCUCCCUCCCAGCUUGCCUGCCAGGAUGAGACCAUCAACCUCAGUACGCCAAAGACCAACCCACCAGAUUCCCAGGAAAGCAGCAAGUCUACGACGUACCCUCUGGGGGAGAAGAAUGGCAAAAUCAAAUAUGAGUGCCGUAUCUGCUCCAAGAGCUUUGGGCAGCUUUCUAAUCUCAAGGUCCACCUGAGAGUGCACAGUGGCGAGAGGCCUUUUCAGUGCCAGGUCUGUAAAAAACGUUUCACCCAGCUGGCUCACCUGCAGAAACACCAUCUGGUGCACACAGGCGAGAAGCCACACAAGUGCCUGGUCUGCCCCAAACGCUUCAGUAGUACCAGCAACCUCAAAACCCAUCUCCGCCUGCACUCUGGGAUAAAGGCUUAUGCAUGCUGCCUAUGCCACAGCCGUUUCACCCAGUACAUCCACCUCAAACUCCACCAGCGCCUCCACGAUCACCAGCGCCUGCACCACUGCCCCAGCUGCCGCAAGACCUACAUCCACUGGGUUAGCCUGGAGGUACACCGGCGGGGGUAUUGCCCGCUUAACCCGUGUGCCAACUGCUCGCCUGCCCAGCUCCGCCAUUUCAAUGACAUGAUUGACCGCUUUGACUUCAGCCCACAUGCCGACCAGCUGGAGGAGGGAGAGCCUGAUCCUGUCAGGGCUGCUGUGCUAGUGGAGGCCAUCAUCCUGAGGGAAAUGGUGGCAGCUGGUCAGCACAACGCCCUCUGUUCACCAAACCCCCACAGGCAGUUUGCGUUCUUCCCAGAGAUGAGCUACACCGUUUGUUUUAAGAGAGAGUCUUUGCCGACACAACCAGCCUAAAUGUUUGGGCUCAUGGCUGGCCCGCCAGUCUGUGAGUUAAGAGGCAGGAUGGAAGCUUGCUGACUGCGUACACGCCAUAUACAGUG
Molecule: messenger RNA, 2889 nt
Organism: Lacerta agilis (Sand lizard)
Lineage: Eukaryota; Metazoa; Chordata; Lepidosauria; Squamata; Lacertidae
Gene: ZNF683
Product: zinc finger protein 683
Exons: 7
Coding region: 671-2803 (710 amino acids)
Biological process (GO): cell fate commitment; regulation of transcription by RNA polymerase II
Cellular component (GO): cytoplasm; nucleus
Molecular function (GO): histone deacetylase binding; RNA polymerase II cis-regulatory region sequence-specific DNA binding; DNA-binding transcription repressor activity, RNA polymerase II-specific
Source: RefSeq, a predicted model, not a curated record